Cebus imitator (Panamanian white-faced capuchin) is the source of this 3118-nucleotide messenger RNA. RefSeq names its product RAS like proto-oncogene A (gene RALA). The transcript is spliced from 5 exons. Gene Ontology annotation, molecular function: GDP binding; GTPase activity; GTP binding. The coding region runs from base 617 to 1237 and encodes 206 amino acids. The record is from RefSeq and is a predicted model, not a curated record. Gene Ontology annotation, biological process: regulation of exocytosis; Ras protein signal transduction. Gene Ontology annotation, cellular component: plasma membrane. Lineage: Eukaryota; Metazoa; Chordata; Mammalia; Primates; Cebidae.
AGAUGGCGGCCUCCGCACUCCCCUCCUCCCCAAGAACCCCCUCCUGGUCCCCAAAAGAAAGACAAGGACAUCGCGGUGCCGACGCCGAGAUCCGGGAACCUCCGCGAGGCCUGCGGCCACUCCCGAGCCCCGGGGAGAUGACUUCACCUCGCGGAGCUCAGAGAGCCGGGGGCGGGGCCGCCAGAAAGCGCAGACAGCCCUCAGCACGCAGCGGGCGGAGGCCCGGCAGCCUGCGCCCUGCGAGCCAUUGUUCUCCGGCCUGGGCCAGGAUCACCCUUCUCUCAGCCCGUGGACAGGAAGUCGCUCCCCAGCCGCCCCGCCCCGCUCCCCAGCGCCCCGGAAGUGAUCUGCGGCGGCUGCUGCAGAGCCGCCAGGAGGAGGGUGGAUCUCCCCAGAGCGAAGCGUCGGAGUCCACCUCCUCCUCCAGCCGCCUAAGCUCAGCCACCACCCGUCAGACUCCUCCUUCGACCGCUCCGGGCGCGGGGCCUCCCAGGCGACAAGGGCCGUGUACCCUCCUGGCGGAGCCACGCAGCCGCGGCUUCCGGAGCCCUCAGCGCGGCGGACUGGCUCGCCGUUCAGAUUCUUCCUAAUCCUUUGGGGAAAACUUCGACACGAGAUGGCUGCAAAUAAGCCCAAGGGUCAGAAUUCUUUGGCCUUACACAAAGUCAUCAUGGUGGGCAGUGGUGGUGUGGGCAAGUCAGCUCUGACUCUACAGUUCAUGUAUGAUGAGUUUGUGGAGGACUAUGAGCCUACCAAAGCAGACAGCUAUCGGAAGAAGGUAGUGCUGGAUGGGGAGGAAGUACAAAUCGAUAUCUUAGAUACAGCUGGGCAGGAGGACUAUGCUGCAAUUAGAGACAACUACUUCCGAAGCGGGGAAGGGUUCCUCUGUGUCUUCUCUAUUACAGAAAUGGAAUCCUUUGCAGCUACAGCUGACUUCAGGGAGCAGAUUUUAAGAGUAAAAGAAGAUGAGAAUGUUCCAUUUCUACUGGUUGGUAACAAAUCAGAUUUAGAAGAUAAAAGGCAGGUUUCUGUAGAAGAAGCAAAAAACAGAGCUGACCAGUGGAAUGUUAACUACGUGGAAACAUCUGCUAAAACACGAGCUAAUGUUGACAAGGUAUUUUUUGAUUUAAUGAGAGAAAUUCGAGCAAGAAAGAUGGAAGACAGCAAAGAAAAGAAUGGAAAAAAGAAGAGGAAAAGUUUAGCCAAGAGAAUCAGAGAAAGAUGCUGCAUUUUAUAAUCAAAGCCCAAACUCCUUUCUUAUCUUGACCAUACUAAUAAAUAUAAUUUAUAAGCAUUGCCAUUGAAGGCUUAAUUGACUGAAAUUACUUUAACGUUUUGGAAAUUGUUGUAUAUCACUAAAAGCAUGAAUUGGAACUGCAAUGAAAGUCAAAUUUACUUUAAAAAGAAAUUAAUGUGGCUUCACCAAGAAGCAGAGUUCAACUUAUUUCAUAAUUGCCUACAUUUAUCAUGGUCCUGAAUGUAGCGUGUGAGCUUGUGUUUCUCGGGCAGUCUUUCUUGAAAUAUUAAAUAAAGAAGUGAGAUGGGGUGGGGAGUAGGAGGAAAGGUGACUUCCUCUGGUGUUUAUUAUAAAGCUUAAAUUUUAUAUCAUUUUAAAAUGUGUUGGUCUUCUACUGCCUUGAAAAAUGACAAUUGUGAACAUGAUAGUUAAACUGUACCACUUUUUUAACCAUUAUUAUGCAAAAUUUAGAAGAAAAGUUAUUGGCAUGGUUGUUGCAUAUAGUUAAACAGAGUAAUUCAUCUGUGAAUCUGCUUUAAUUACCUGGUGAUUAACUUAGAAAAGUGGUGUAAACUUGUACAUGGAAUUUUUUGAAUAUGCCUUAAUUUAGAAACUGAAAAAUACCCGGUUAUAUCAUUCUGGGUGUGUUCUUACUGACACCAGGGGUCCACUGCCCCAUGUGUCCUGGUGAGAACAUAUAUGCCCAGCAUGGAGUACAGCUUUUGUAUAGAAGAUUCUUGAGAAGUAACUGUCCAAAUUUAAAAUGUGUGCCAUACUCUGGUUCUUGAAAAUAAGAUUCCAGAGCUCUUUGAUCGCUUUUAAUAAACUGCAAGGUCAUUUUAAAUGAAGGGCCAGCAUAUACUUAUAAGAUCAUUUUCAACUGCGAGGAUUCAGCACCAGUUACUUUGGAAUGAACCCUCCUUUUCUCUAAGAUGCUGGUCCCUGGAGAUUACUUUCUGCCAGUGGUGAGCAUGUAAGUGUUAAGUUUUUAAUCUCCUGGGAGCAGGGCACAGGAAGAAAAUGUCAGUAGUGCUAAUGCAUUUUGCACUAGAACACUUCGGGGAAAAUAUUCAUGCUUGCCAUCUGUUCAUUUCUAAAUUUGUACUCAUGAAGUUACAGUUUGGUACAGGAAUUAUUAGGAGUAAUUCUUGUCUGCUUAUGUUCAUAAUAAAGAACACUGUAGCUACAUUUUCAGAAGUUAACAUCAAGCAGUCAAACCUGGGUACAGUGCAGAAAACAUGUGUGGCACACACUGACCAAACAUUAGGCUCUGUCACCAUUGUGUGGUGUUCCUGCUGGAAGAAUUCUAGCACGCUAUUUGGGGACAUAACUUCAGUGGGAAAUAUGCCACUUUCAGAUUUUUUUUUUUUUCCUUUUUUCGGUGGGGCUAGGACAAUUGAUUUAACGCAGUAUUUUUUUCUUUUUGCUCAGUCCUAAUUUCAACAGGUCAAAGAUGUGUUCAGGCAUUCCAGGUAACAGGUGUGUACGUAAAGUUAAAAAUAGGCUUUUUAGGAACUCACUCUUUAGAUAUUACAUCCAGCUUCUCAUGUUAAAUAUUUGUCCUUAAAGGGUUUGAGAUGUACAUCUUCCAUUUUGUAUUUCUCAUAGGCUAUGCCGUGUGCAGAAUUGAGGUUACCAGUGUAACACUGGCCAGCGGGCCCAGCAAUCUCCAUGUGUACUCAUUACAGUCUUAUUUAACCAGGGGUCCUAACCACUAACAUUGUGACUUUGCUUUGAGACCUUUCCUCUCCUGGGUACUGAGGUGCUAUGAAGCCAAAUGACAAAGAUGCAUCACGUGUCUUAGGCUGAUGCCACUACCCAAUUUGUUUAUUUGCAAUUUGAGCCAUUUAAAGACCAAUAAACUUCCUUUUUUAAAAUGUU